Molecule: messenger RNA, 540 nt
Organism: Symbiodinium natans
Lineage: Eukaryota; Dinophyceae; Suessiales; Symbiodiniaceae
Source: the annotation of a GenBank genome assembly
AUGGGCCAGGUCGUGAAAACAGCCGUGGAGGCUCUGGCGGCCGAAAAUUCCAAUUUCGUGGAGAUCAGCAAACUCAAAGGAGAUGCAAAAGUGCGAUCAUAUUUCCGACGCGUGCUCUUUAAGCCACCGUGGGAAGAUGCCACUUGGGUCAUGUAUUUCCAGAGCCGGCCCACGAUGUGGGAAUUUGACGAAAAAUCCAUGGGGGUGAAGGUGAAGUCAGACCUUUCAACGCAGAUCGAGGAAGCUGCUCGCUUGAAGCGGCGGAAGGCAGCUUUCCCAGAGGCGUUGUACACGGCUGUCCUGCGUUCCGGCACGCCCGUGGAGACUUCCGCGGUCAUGGCCAACGCGAAGGACAGUGAGAUUGCGGCGCUACCCAUGGAUGCCAUCGAGGCCCUGAUGGGCUCUCUCGGCAACUUGCCGGAGGCUGCGGACCCUCCCACAUUGCAGAAGCAUGCAGAAGCCUCUGUUAAGGUCAUCACGGCCGUGCCUGGCUCCCUGGAGAAGAAGGCUCCGUCCCUGUCAGCGCGUGUCGGGCUUUGA